Molecule: messenger RNA, 7489 nt
Organism: Callorhinus ursinus (northern fur seal)
Lineage: Eukaryota; Metazoa; Chordata; Mammalia; Carnivora; Otariidae
Gene: MOGAT2
Product: monoacylglycerol O-acyltransferase 2
Biological process (GO): diacylglycerol biosynthetic process; triglyceride biosynthetic process
Cellular component (GO): endoplasmic reticulum membrane
Molecular function (GO): diacylglycerol O-acyltransferase activity; 2-acylglycerol O-acyltransferase activity
Source: RefSeq, a predicted model, not a curated record
AAUAGCAACAAAAAUCAGUUGGUGUCUCAGACCGCAGCAGUGCACAGAGAAGCCUCUGGAGCCGUCACAGGAGCCAGCAUGGUGAAGUUUGCACCGCUGUUCCUGCCAUGGGAGCGCAGGCUACAGACCUUCAUGGUCCUGCAGUGGGUCUUCUCCUUCUUGGUCCUGGCCCAGAUCUGCACUGUGGUCUUCAUAGGCCUCCUGUUCACAAGAUUCUGGUUGGUCAGUGUCCUGUACGCGAUCUGGUGGUACCUGGACCUAGACAAGCCACGGCAGGGGGGCAGGCCCAUCCAAGCCCUAAAGCGCUGCUUCUUGUGGAAGUACAUGAGGGACUAUUUCCCUGUCUCGCUGGUCAAGACUGCUGAGCUGGACCCCUCCCGGAACUACCUUGCGGGCUUCCACCCCCACGGGGUCCUGGCGGCCGGAGCCUUUGUCAACCUGUGCACAGAGAGCACGGGCUUCCCUUCGCUCUUCCCCGGAAUCCGUCCCCAUCUGAUGAUGCUGAGCCUUUGGUUCCGGGCCCCUUUCUUCAGGGAUUACAUCAUGUCGGGGGGGCUGGUCCCAUCGGACAAGGAGAGCGCUGCUCACAUUCUGAGCAGGAAGGAAGGUGGUAAUCUGCUGGCCAUCAUUGUGGGGGGUGCCCAGGAGGCUCUGAACGCCAGGCCCAGCUCCUCCACACUGUUGCUACGGAACCGCAAGGGCUUCGUCAGGCUCGCCCUGAUGCACGGGGCAGCCCUGGUGCCGAUCUUCUCCUUCGGGGAGAAUGAGCUCUUCGACCAGGUUGAGAACUGUCCCGGGUCCUGGUUGCGCCGGAUCCAGAACCGGCUGCAGAAGAUCAUGGGCGUCUCCCUCCCGCUCUUCCACGGCCGUGGCAUCUUCCAGUACAGCUUCGGCCUCAUACCCUACCGCCAGCCCAUCACCACCGUGGUGGGGAAGCCCAUUGAGGUGCAGAAGACACCGUACCCCUCGCAAGAGGAGGUGGACAAGCUGCACCAGCGCUAUAUUAAGGAGCUGUGCAACCUCUUCGAAGCCCACAAGCUCAAGUACAAUGUCCCCGUGGACCAACACCUGGAGUUCUGCUGAGUGCCUCCCCAGAAGGUUGGCCUUAGGGAGCCCAGCGGGAGGUGCUGUGAUCUGAGAAGUCUUCCGGGAGGCAUCUUUUGAACAUAUCUUCACAGCCUUCCCAAACUUCCGCAAAUCCAACCACGCCAGGACUCCAAGUGGCGAGUGGGAGCGGUCACCAGGCUCUGGCGUGGGUGGUUUGCACCCCUGCUGCGAAACCCCUGCGAGCCUCCCUCUCCUCAGCCUGUUCCUCUGGGAAUGGGAGAGAUGGCUGGAAGAGAGGAAUUUCUGAGGUUUCGGUCCCCUGUUGUCAUGUCACUCAAGAGCCAGAGUGGCAACCGUCACCAGGUUUUUCUUCCUUGACCUUGAGUAACAGCGCAAAAGAAGCCUCCUGCUCCAGCCCCGUCUCCUACAAGCUCCUUCAUCCUGCUCCCUGGAUGUCCCCACUCUUCCCUCCCUGCGCCGGGGGGGGGGGGUGGCCUUGAAACCUCUGCGUUCUUGCUAAGCACUUUUGCGUUUUGGGGUCCUCUGAGCUGUAGACUGGCAGCCACAGGGGCCCGAAAGGGGGAGAAGGAGAACUGUGCUCUGUCACUCCCCUGUGGCAGUGGGCAGACCUUUUUGCCCUCCUUCUGAGCCUCAGUUUCCCCGACUGACUAAGAUGAACCCUGAGUCUCAGCUCUGACAUUACAGAGGCGAAGAGCUCCUGGAGGCACCUCUUACUCGUCCAUUGUAAUUUCAGCCCCUGACCUUGGCACAGAAAGGUUGGGGGGGGGGUCCCAAAAAUGUCAGUUCAACAAAUGAAAGGAUUCUACUUUAGCCUUCUUCCCCAUUCCCCAACAGAGAGGGCUCAUCAAGGCCCCCUCUUUGGACCCCCAGCCUGGCCCUGUGGCCCUGCAGCCAUACCUCAUCUUUCCAGAAGGUGGAUGAGACAGGGCCAGAGAAUGCCAUGUUGGCUCAUCCUUCCUGAUCCGUUGGCCCCAAGCUUACCACCCCUGGUCCUGUUCUGCUGGGCAAGAAAGUUGAGAGGCUAUGUUAGGACACGGGGCAGACCAACACAGAGGAUGAAGACCAGAUGCGAGGAGUGCAUGUUUGUGUGGGUCUGCAGGGUGGGUGAGAUGGGGACAGAUGCCCUGACGAGAAGAUUCUGGAUUCCUAGGUUUGGCACAUAACGUCAAUAGUGAAGGGCAGGAUGCCCGGCGGGGACCAAACUUGUGACUCCCCUCACCCUCCAGCAGGGAAGCAGCAUCCUUUCCCUCCAGGAGCAAAUCGUACCGGUAACUACAACAGGAGGGACAGCCAAGAGGUGUAAAUUUGGGUUUAAAUCCUGGCCCAUCCCUUUUCAGUGACUCUGGGCAAGUCCUGUCAUUUCCAAACCUCAAUUUUGCCAGCUGAGAAGGACUACCAUACCCAUCUCUGGUGUUGUGAACGUAGUAAGGUAAUAUUUUGAACAUAUGAGUCACUGCACGUCAUGUCUGGAAUGGUGUGGAAUAAGUGUAAAUUAGGAUUCAGGGGAUAAAGGUACCCCGUGUCUCAGGAAGGUGCCUGGUAUCCUAAGAGGUAGUAUGCUAGGGGGCUCACAAGGGAAGCGGGAACAAAGAGCGAUGGGGGUCAGAGGAGGGAGUGAUGAUUUCCAACCAGGAGGAAGUGGAGGAGGUGACAGGUGGGCAGGGCCAUGAAGAAGGGCAAGAUUUGCAAAGGAGAGAAGUACUCACCCAUUAUGGUUCUCUAUUGCUGUCUAGCAAGCCAGGCCAAAACUGAAUGGCUGAAGAAGCAAGGAGUUAAUUAUUCCUCCCGGUUCUGUGGGUUGGACAGGUGGCUCUUCUCAGUCUGCCCUGGGCUCCGUGCAGGUGCCUUCAGCUGGAACUGGGCCGGCUGGUGGGGCUGGCUGGGCCUCUCAUUGCAGGUGGGUCUGAUGGGUCUUCAAGCACUCAGCGGUGGCUGGAAUUUGUAAGAACGGGAGCAAGGCUGCAAGAGCUCUUAAAUACUGGGCUGAACAACUUGCAGAGUCACUUCAUCCCAUUCUGUUGAUCAAAGCAACUCCUGGAACCCCCCCACCCCGGCGGAAGUUUCAGGGGUGAGGAAUAGACUCUGCUUCUGCCUGGAAGGAGCAUGGGUGUCACAAUACAAUGGGCUGGAGGUACAUGAAGAGAUUCUGUGGCCAUCUUUGCAAACGAUCUACGAAACAGUGGUCAAUGAAAGCCUGCAGCAGGACCUCCGCCCUCCCCCCAGGUGUAGUGGAAUUCGCUGUGUGACCGUGAUAAGAGCUGUAGUUUAUCCCCAGGGCACCAGCUCAUUCUCAGCCGCUGCCCCAUCCCCAUCUGGCUCUCCCCAGUCCAUCCUCAGUGACCAGCCAGGGUGUAGGGGCCAUCGCUGGUCAGAGGACACGGACCGUGCUGGUGACCCUGCAGGGAAGGAGCAAGGAAUGAGCAUUUCCGCUUCCCUCUCUCCCCUCCCUCUUCUGCCAAGGUUCCCCUCUGCCUGAGCCCAGUCGCAAGCGGGAAGGCACAAGGGCCUGUGGCUGCCAUGCACACAGGUAGGCCUCCAGUAACAAGCAGGGUGGAGACAGGUGGACAGUGCAUCUGCAGGGGUCAGUGGAAGAGAGAUGUCCACCUUCAAGUCCAAGUUUCUUAGCCUGCCUUUUGCCACUCUUCCAUCAUCUGGCCCAGUUUUCUCCAUCCUCAUUUGUCCCCCUCCCUUAACCAUGGGCUCCCAUGAUACCAAACCAUUUGCCGUUCCUUCUAUGAGAUUUGCUCUUUCUCCCCUCUAGGCUUUGCCCACGCGGUUCCCUCUGCCUGGAAUGGCAUCUCCCCCUCCCCACCUCCCCCUUUGUCUGGAAAAUUCCUAUUCAUCCUUCAAUACUGGUUUCCUCUAUGCAAGAAAGCCUUCCCUAACGUCCCUGGUUGAGGUAGGGGUUCCACGGGGUGCCCCAGACUUCCCUUUCCUCUGCCAUGGCAGUCAGCACUGGGAUGGCUGCUGGGUGGUCACAAUCCUGUGCAGGAUACUUCUGCCUCCAGUGAUCUCCCUCUAGCCUACCCACAUGUAGCACCUGCCUCCACUGUCCAGACAAAACCCAACACCCUAAAAUAGUCUCCAACGCCCCAGGAUAAUGCCCAAACUCCUCCUCAGCCUCCAGAGCCUUCCUCAUCUGCUCCUAGACCUCACCAGCCUCCCCCGCUGGAUCUCCUCCCCUGCACCCCAUCACCCUGGCACCCCUCGCUGCUUGCGGAAUGCACGCUGCUCUUGCAUCACAGUUCCAGGGCAUGCUGUUCCCUUUCCUUGAAACAUGCUUCCUUCCAGACCUGGGUGACUUCGCUCAUCCCCAAAGGGCACCUCCUUUGUCGUCCAUCAGCACGCCCCACCCACCCUCUUACUCUGCCUCCCACCUGACUGCCCUGAACCAGAGUUAGUUACCCUCAUUUGGGGCUAGUUUUGGGGGUGAAAGGGUCAUUAAUGGGUGAGUGGACUUCUUUGUCUCCCUUUCGACUGGGACAGCCCUGAGGGCCAAGACCACAUCCUGGUCGCCCUCAGCCCCACCCAGCACCCAGCACAGGACCUAGGGCGCCUCAGCACCCCACUGGAUGAGAACUGGUUGCAUAAAUGAAUCCUCACAUGGCACUUCCUCUUGGUUCAGCACGCUAGGCCUGGGGCAGGGAUGAGGCCGAGAAGACCCAUGCCUUGCCUUUGGAGGUCAUUAAAUCAGUUCUCUAUUGCUAUGUGACAGAAACUCCAAAACUUAGCUGCUUUAAACCACAAACAUUAUUUAUUGUCUCAAAGUUUCUGAGGUCGGGAAUCUGGGAGUGGCUUCCCUAAGGGGUUCUGGCUGAGGUGUCUCAUGAGGUUGCAGCCACACUGUUGGCCUGGCCUGCAGUCGCGGAAGACUUGAGUCGGGCUGGAGGAUCCACUCCCAAGCUCACCCAUGUGGCUGUUGGUGGGAGGCUCUGUGCUCUGUGCAGGCCUCUCCAUAUGGCUGCCAAGGGCAUGGCUUCUCCCAGAGCAAGUAAAGAGAGAGAGGGACCACACUACCUUUUAUGACCUAGACUCUGUAUCACACACUAUCAAUUCUACCUUAUCGUAUUGGUGAGAUGUGAAUUCACUAAGUCCCGUCACACUCCUUACGAGGGUGUGAAUCCCAGGAUGUGAGGCCCCCGGGGGCCAGCUUGGAGGCUAGCUACCACAGUGAUGGUGGAUGAGCCCUCCGAGACCAGACUGGGCCACACCAUGCUGUGUACUGCUGCGCAAGGUAGCUUGCCAGGGCUGGCCAUAGAGAGGGUCCCCAAAUGGGUGGGGCACAGCAUGAGCAGAGAUCGGGGGAGGGAAUUCUGUCCGUGACCCCCUGGCCUGGCCUGGGAUGGAGGAGGAGGUGACCAUGAGAUUUGAGGGGGUCCGGAUGGGGGAAGGGAGUGGUGAGAGACUUGGGGGGCCGGAGGGCAGAGAAUUCUUCCCUUUGCAUGGUGACCCUGGCGGCCUCCCAUGGAAGACCACGGCAGCACAAGAAAGGAAGCUAGGGCCUGAUCUCAGAGGAGGGCUGCCCCAGAGAGUUGCCCGGUCGGGAACAGCCACACUGGACUUUGAGCAAAACAUGUCCUUUUCCUGAGAGAUUGCAGGUGUUUGUCUAGUGGUUGGCCUCCCCAGCUAACACAGUGUACCAGAACCUCACAUAUAAGGGGUCAGUUAUUAACUUAGUACCUCCUGCCUGACACUCCUCAGGGCCCCCGAGCCCGCCUCGGGGGCCUCCGCAUGGUGCAGGAGAACAGCUCCCCGACGCCAGCACACACACACACAGAUAGAUGCAGACAGAGGACGACAAGAUUUGUCAGGCGUGGUAGCAAGGGUCAGAGGCCCUUAAGGGUGGGGUGCGCUGGAGUCUUCCAGAAAUCAUGCUGCCCUUUGGCCUGGGGAGAAGUUCUCAAAUGGCAUUACCCCCAGGGAACAAAGGGCCCAGUGGGGCCCAGCCUAUGUGACACGGCUUUCUGGUGCCGGGUGGGACAGGGGUCAGCCAGCACAGCACCGCCAGCAGCCACGUGGCACGGGCCACGCGUUGGCCUCAGAAGGGAGCUGACUGUGCUUGGUGAGGGUACAGGAGGAGGCUAACACAGGGAGGGUGGAAGCUGCUGAGUGAGCAAAGAAAGGCAGGGAGCGGACACGGCGGGCAGGGCACAGGCUCGGGAUGGCCACUGUUGUGAUGGGGCGGGCAAAAGUGAGGUUGAGGGAACAGGAGGCUGGAAGGCCAGGCCUUUGUUCAGCAAACUUUGAGCGAGAGUGGUGACCAAUGCAGCCAGGGUCCCUGACUUUGCCUUGCCUACUGUCUGGGGCAACUCCUAUGUCCAGUCAGCGCGUCAGGAAUUUCUCCCUGAGGUAGGGGGGAGCCCCGGAAGGUCCUUGAGCUGGAGUGGGCCAGGGACAGGACCAGAUGGGCAGUGGAUGCCUUGGGCUGAACUGGGCAUCUGUCUUAAUGACCCCACGGAAGGGCAGAGCCAGCACCGAGCUGCUUACUGAGCACGGAAUCCAUGCCAGGCUCCGGGUGGGACGCUCUACAGGCGUUAUCUCAAUAACACCGGCAGCGACGCCCACUCUUUGUAAUCAAUGAGGUUCCUGUGUCAGAGAAGGGUAAGGACUUUCUGGAAUCCUGGGCUCGAUAGGAAGGCUGACUGCCCAGACAGCUCUUCUGUCCUGCUCCCACUCUGCCUAGUUCCAGCCUCCAACUGGGCAGAAGGGCACAAUGGAAGUGGCCGGGCCUGAGAACCCUCGAGGUGUGCCUAGCCCCCCACCCACCUGCUUGGCCCCGCCGCAUACCUCCCUGCACUGCACGCCAUCCCCACCCUUCCCCCUGCGCCACAUGCCUCCCUGAGGCUUGGUUUCAUCACCUGUAAAUGCUUCACCCAUAAGCGAGUAUUCAAUAAAUGCCAGUUCUUCCUCACUCCUCCCCUUUGAAAAUGCUAGGAAAUGGAUUUUGAAAGACCUGGGAGAGUUUGUGGAUAACACACAAGGUUUGGGCUUUUCUUAGACUCUAACUCACCCCUCACUCCUUGCUAGAAAACCUUUAACCAGUGCAAGGGGUGCCCUGUACACCCAGUUAUAUCUUUAGUGAGGAAAUGGGUGGAACCAGAUGGGCAGGAAGACUCUUCCUAGUAGCCCCUUUUAAAGGGCCCCUGAAAAGAAAAAAAAACAGCAGGAAACCCUGGCCCUAUCAAUACAAUGCCAAUGAUAGGAUCAAAAGGGGCCUCCCCCUUUAAGAAAGGCAAAAACUGUCAGAAGCUGGCAUUUGGGUGUGCCCUAGACCAAUGCUUCUCAAAACGUCUGUGGUGUAGGACCAGAUUCUUGUGUGUGUGUUGUGGGGACGGUUCCCUAAUCCAUCUUGGACCUAUUCAUUUGUAAAAUACAAUGUAAAUUACCAGAAAAAUGAAAUAUGAAAACAAAGACAAACAUA